Messenger RNA from Drosophila melanogaster (fruit fly), 1413 nucleotides. RefSeq lists its product as uncharacterized. The record is from RefSeq and is marked reviewed. Gene Ontology annotation, molecular function: chitin binding. Bases 209 to 1300 code for a protein of 363 amino acids. Lineage: Eukaryota; Metazoa; Arthropoda; Insecta; Diptera; Drosophilidae. Gene Ontology annotation, cellular component: extracellular region. The transcript has 3 exons.
CCGCUAGUUUCACUUUCGUCGUCCAACGCCUUCGAACCGCCUUCAAGCUAACCCAACAACUUCGGAGGGAUGCAAGUUCGCGCCGCGAAUUGUCAACUAUAAAAACGCAAAGGCUGCAAUUGAUUGAGUUAGUAACGAAAUCGGAACGUUCGCUUCGGUCGUCUGUCUAUCAAGUGAAUUUGUCCCCGAAAAAUAUUAGCAUUCCAAGAUGGGAGGUACGUUGGCUCGAAGAACGGAUACAGUUAUCUCAGCAAUCAAUAUGAGGAUCUGUGUCGUGGCCGCAUGUCUCCUAAUGGCAUCGCAGGCCACCGGCUACACGAUGGAUGAUCUGUGCCAACAGUGGUCGGGCUAUGGAUACAUCGGCAAUCCGAGCAACUGCCAUGCCUGGGGAUACUGCAAGAACCAGGAGGUUGUGGCCUGGGGCACCUGUCCCAACGGCUUGGUGUUCAACGCGCAGGCCGGCAGCUGUGAUUACGCUAAUACCACGGUGUGCUCCACCAGUGCCGUUGAGACAUGCUCCAACGUCAAAUCUCCCAUGUAUGUGGCCAAUCCGUUGAACUGCACCGAAUACGCCUACUGCGAUGGCACAGGCCAAAUCUCCUAUGGCGAUUGCGGCACCGGCGGCGUCUAUUCGGCAUCCUCCACAAAAUGUAUAUGGGGACCCGCCUGCCCGCAGGACACCAUCUGUCGGUUCAUGUUGUCCAACAUCUUUGUAGGCGAUCCGAACCAGUGCGGCAACUACAUCAACUGCGUCAACGGCUAUGGCACUUCCGAAAAAUGUUCCAGCACCGCCAAUCCCUACUAUAAUAAAGCCACUGGCAACUGCCAGUCGACGAAUCCGUGCACCGGCGAAGAUUCAAACAGUGGAAACUCUGACCAGUUCACUGUUGGGCAAACAAAUGCAACUGCUUGUGACGAAGAAGCUUUUAAAGCAGCAGAUCCACUUACUGUAAAUGGGGAAUCUGUUGACUAUAGGUACGUUUCUGAUGGUGUCACCUGCUAUGGGUACUACUACUGUGCAGCAGUAAACGCCACUGGCUAUUGGAACCAAUGUCCCACCGGUACCCAAUUCAAUGCUGGCAAGUGCGUUUCGCCAGCCUCCUUUGUCUGUACCCAUAACCGAUGUGGGAACGUUAACAAUCCAUUCAUGGCAGAUGAGGGUUGCAAGAACUACACAAUCUGCUCCAGCGGAAUAACCGGAUCAUGUCCCACCAAUGCGCCGUACUACGACGAGGUGAACAAUAUCUGCACCACCAAAAUUCCCGAUUACGCCAUUUGUAAUUCGACGGCUAGUACAUGAGCAUCUCCUCCAGCCACGUCUGUUUGCCGAGAUACCUUUUAUGAAAUAUAUAAAUAAAUACCAAUGCUGAAGGCAUUCAAAAGAAACUAAUAAAAAUGUUGACUUCGACCAAG